This is a messenger RNA of Monascus purpureus, 2546 nucleotides long. The record is from the annotation of a GenBank genome assembly. NCBI's taxonomy places the organism in Eukaryota, Fungi, Ascomycota, Eurotiomycetes, Eurotiales, Aspergillaceae.
GUCGCAUUAUCUAAUCUAAUGACUGAUAGUUAACUAGUUAAUCCAACAUACAGAAUCACCGAGUUCUCCGCCUUCACUUUCUCGACCACGCGGAUUGCUCACUCAUCCCGCUGGCUCAAACUCCUUCUCGUCUGUCCCACAUCGAUCCUGCGCAGGAAGACAAGGAAAGUCCUAGCAGUGUCUGUCCAAAUCGGUGACUAACGGAUAUCACGGACACCGAAGAGAUAAGCGACGUAGCGACGGCCCCAUUGCCGCUGAUAAGCUCCACGGUGACACCUGCGACGGAUUGAGAUAGCUCCAGGCUCAACAGCAAGGUGUUUUCACUUGCUAUCUUUUUCUCUUAUUCUAUCCUAUUCCUGUCCUCUCUGCCUGUCUUUGGUUAAAAUCGUCAAGUCGCCAAUUUGGACACCGUCCCAGCACUCCCUCCUCACCAGAACCAUGCCCUCCGACGACCCCGCGGUGACGGUCGACAAUGUCGCCCACGUCCUCCAGGACGACACCAUGGUCAAGGUGGCCGGUAUAGACGUCGAUGGCAUCCUCCGCGGAAAACUCGUCUCGAAGAAGAAGUUCCUUUCCAUUGCGGCGGACGGGUUCGGGUUCUGCUCCGUCAUCUUCGGAUGGGAUAUGCAUGAUCACACCUACUUCAAGGAACUCGCUAUCAGCAAUAAGGAGAAUGGCUACCGGGAUCUCGUCGCUGUUCCGGAUCUCAGCAGUUACCGGAGGAUACCGUGGGAGAAUAAUGUGCCGUUUUUCCUCGUGAGCUUUUUCGAUCCCGAGACGCACGAGCCGGUUUGUGCUUGUCCACGGGGACUGCUGAAGAUGGCUACCGGCAAGGCUGAGGCUGCUGGGUAUCGGGCUAUGGCUGGUGCCGAGUAUGAGUUCUACCAGUUCCGGGCCCCGGGGGGUUCGUCGACGGCCGCUUUUCUCAAGGAGAACCCAGUUGAGUCUCUGCCUCCUCUGACGGAGGGGAUGUUCGGGUAUAGCAUUACCCGUCCCAUCCAUAAUCAGGAAUAUUACUAUAGUGUCUUCGACGCAUGCGACAAGUUCAACUGUCCGCUGGAGGGAUGGCAUACAGAGAGUGGGCCAGGGGUCUAUGAAGCUGCACUACAAUUCUGUGAAGCCAAGGACAUGGCCGACCAGGCCGGACUCUUCAAGUAUGUGGUCAAAUCCCUUGGCAUCAAGCACGGCAUCACACCAGCGUUCAUGGCCAAGCCCCGUGAAGGUCUUCCCGGGAACAGCGGGCAUAUGCACAUCUCCCUUGCUACGAAGGACGGGAAGAACGCUUUCUACCGCGAAACGCCCGACCCAUCGCCGCCCUACCCGGAGUUGACACAUGUCUCCGAUUUGGGUAGAUAUUUCCUAGCCGGCGUGCUCACGGGGCUUCCGGAUAUAAUGCCUUUGCUGGCACCGACGAUCAAUUCCUACAAGCGUCUGGUUGAGAACUUCUGGGCCCCUGUUACCGUGUCAUGGGGGUUGGAACACCGUGCAGCUUCGGUACGGCUCAUCAGUCCGCCUACUGCUAGCCCUAAGGCAACACGCCUAGAGAUACGGGUGCCGGGCGCGGACACGAAUGCGCAUUUUGUCCUGGCGGCCAUUGUCGCAUUGGGAUGGCGUGGGGUAGAGAAGAAGCUGUCGAUCCCGGUUCCGCCGCUGGGGAAAGGGGAAGACAUGGGCGGUGCCAGCGAUAACGGAGUACGACUGGCGAAAUCGCUCAAGGAGGCCACGGCGACUUUUAUGCGCAAAGACAGCGUAGCACGAGAGGUCUUCGGUGAUGCAUUCGUCGAGCACUUUGGAGGGACUCGGGAGCACGAGGUGCGGCUAUGGGAGGAAGCGGUAACUGAUUGGUUUGUUCCCUUGACUCAUUCCGAAUAUGUCAUCGGGCUUGAACUGACGUGAAACCUGCAGGGAGGUGAGACGGUAUAUCGAAACGGUCUAAGCGGUUUUCCGGUUUCUUGGGUUAUAUAGCACGAUACCACCUUGGUUAUAGAAGGAUACGAAUAGACGUAUUUGAUGCUAUGAUAUCCGACGAGUCUACUCCGUAGCAAGACAAGAUACCUGCAGCACGGAAACCAGCUCCGGUUAGCGCAAGCGUCACAUGUCCCAAACUUGGUCUUCACGUGCAGCGUAGUAUUCCUGAUUCGACAGGAGAGCCACAGAGGGGUUCCUUGCCAAUGGGAUUGCGGACACGGACGCUGAGGAGUGCCGGGAUCCCUGGUCCGGAGAUAAAUAGAUGGAAAGCUGGACCAUGCUCCUGCGGCCCUCCGUGGCGAUCGAGAGAAGAAAACAGGUCGGGAUAACUCGGGCCGGCGCACAGGAUCCUGGUCUUCGUUGUCCCUGUUGAUGCCGAUAAUGUCUGGGGACUGGAUGGCUGAACCGCGGCUGUUUUUCGUCGGGGAGUUUGGUUGACCGGGCGUGCGGGGAAUCCCCGUAUACGUCAGAGUGGUAAAGCCGUUUGACGCAUUGAAACUUGAACCAUCGCCAGUGACCGGGGAUGUCUCUGUAGACUUAGUUCAUGGUCGAUUCAAGCAUCUUAGCAUAGACCUCUG